Molecule: messenger RNA, 1739 nt
Organism: Anguilla rostrata (American eel)
Lineage: Eukaryota; Metazoa; Chordata; Actinopteri; Anguilliformes; Anguillidae
Gene: dnajc9
Product: DnaJ (Hsp40) homolog, subfamily C, member 9
Exons: 6
Coding region: 170-931 (253 amino acids)
Cellular component (GO): nucleus; cytoplasm
Molecular function (GO): heat shock protein binding
Source: RefSeq, a predicted model, not a curated record
UACCGUAUCCGUAUGGUAUAUAGAUUAGUGUAUGUGUGCAGCUUAAGCUAGACGGAUGCCAGUGUGACACAUUGGCGCGCAAUUUAUACGUACCGCGGCAAAUUUAGGAGGUGGAGGGAAAACGUAUUUAGAAGUCACAUAGCUACGAGCAGGGCUACAGAGGAGAGACAUGGGAUUACUUGAGCAAUGCAAGGAGCUGUUCAAGACAUCAAGCCUCUAUGAGGUGCUUGGAGUGGCAAAGGGGGCAUCUGAAGGCGAUGUCAGGAGAGGUUAUUACAAACUGUCGCUCCUGGUCCACCCUGACAGGGCUCCAGAUGACCAGCUUGCAACCAAGAAAUUCCAGGCUUUGGGCAAGGUGUACGCGGUCCUGAGUGACAAAGAGCAGAGGGCGGUGUAUGAUGAGCAGGGCACGGUGGAUGAGGAGACAGACUCCCUGGGCCAGGACCGCAACUGGGAAGAGUACUGGAGGCUGCUGUUCCCCAAGAUCACGUUGGAGGACAUACUGGAGUUUGAGAAGAAGUACAAGGGCACGGAUGAGGAGGAGGAGGACGUGCGGCGGCUCUACCUGCAGCAUGAGGGAAACAUGGACUUGAUCAUGGCGUCCGCGCUCUGCUCCACCCAGGAGGACGAGCCGCGCAUCGCUGACAUCAUCCAGGGCGCCAUCGACUCCGGCGACCUGCCCGCCUUCCGCGCCUUCACCCACGAGAGCAAGCAGAAAAAGUCAGUGCGCAAGAGGAAGGCUGAUAAAGAGCAAAAGGAGGCUGAGGAGAUGAAGAAGGAGCUGGGUAUGAAGUCUGAUGACAGCCUAGUGGCCAUGUUGCAGCAAAGGCAGAAGUCCAGAGAGCAGGGGUUUAACUCGUUCCUGUCUGACCUGGAAGCGAAAUAUUCCAAAAAAGGAAAGGCCACAUCUGGAAAGAAAGGAAAGAAGUGACUGUUUCGAAGUGUAAUGCAUCAGUAAGUUUCGCUGCGUCAUGGAUCCAGUCAGUGACUGAAAAUUCUACUUUGAACAGUUAUAAUUAAAUAUUUAUUACCGGAAAAAAGUUAGUUUGGCACUUAAUGAAUCCCUGAGACAAUUGUUUGAAUAAUGCCAUUUUAAGGAUUAUUGUCCAUCUUAAAAUGUCUAGGUUUGAUUCUUAAAGAGGAAACCAAAAGUCUCAUCUUUAUAUGCAUGGUGUACAUAUGUAUCAUGAUGUGUAGAUUGUUCAAACUUGUCUAAGGGUUUAUCUAAUGGUAAUUCCCGUUCAACCAUGCAGUAUUCUGUGAUUCCGCUAAGCUUUUGGUCAGGUGAUUAUCAUAUGCAAUUUAUUGUUUUUUUGGAUAAUUCAAGCCAAAACUCGGGACUUUCAUGCUAAACAGCCCUCAGCUACAACUAAAACACCAAUAGCUAACCAUGACUAAAACAGUCAUUGACCUUAUAAAACUAAACAAUCAGGAAAACCUUUGUUGAAGUUAGGCAUUGUGUUUUUUGCUGUGUCAUUUUUAAAUAGACAGCUUAACAUCAGUGUUGGUCCCUUUGGGUCUGCCCAGUGACUGACAGAGUCCAAGAGGAUAUACAGUUAACAGCCCUUUUUGUCAGUAGUAUAUAAAAGCAGUCUCUUGUUGCUGGUUUAAUACUAACAUGAAAGGUGACCCAUAAUCUGUUCUCAUCUGUUAACAUCAAACGAUUCCAGUUAUUACAUGCUUAUGUUCAACAAGCACCCUAUGGUUAUUGAAUUAAAAUUAAACCAUUGUUUAAACAA